AUGUCUACCACCACCCCGGAGAAGGCUUCGGCCCCCGUGCUGGAGAGAAAGCCCGUCAAGUUCAGCAACCUGUUGCUGGGCGCUGGAUUGAAUAUGUUCGAGGUCACAACGCUUGGACAGCCGCUGGAAGUGACCAAGACAACCAUGGCCGCAAAUCGGGGCGACAGCUUCGCCGGUGCUAUGGGUCGGAUUUGGGGUCGUGGCGGGAUCCUCGGUUACUAUCAAGGACUCAUUCCAUGGGCCUGGAUUGAGGCUUCUACUAAGGGUGCCGUGCUGCUGUUCGUCGCCUCCGAGGCCGAGUACGGCGCCAAGGUGCUCGGUGCGCCCGACUUUCUGGCUGGUAUCGGUGCUGGUAUGGCCGGUGGUGUUGCUCAGGCCUAUGCGACCAUGGGCUUCUGUACCUGUAUGAAGACGGUCGAGAUCACCAAGCACAAGAUAGCUGCGUCGGGUGUCAAGCCUCCCGGCACCUUUGCGACCUUCAUGGAUAUUUACCGCAAGGAGGGCAUCCGCGGUAUCAACCGUGGUGUCAAUGCCGUGGCUAUCCGUCAGACGACCAACUGGGGCUCACGCUUUGGUCUGUCGCGUCUGGCUGAGACCGCCAUCCGCAAGGUGACCAACAAGGAAGAUAGCCAGAAGCUGUCCGCCUUCGAGAAGAUCCUGGCUUCUGGCCUUGGUGGUGGUCUGUCCGCUUGGAACCAACCUAUCGAGGUUAUCCGCGUUGAGAUGCAGAGCAAGACCGAGGACCCCAACCGGCCGAAGAACUUGACUGUCGGCAAGACCUUCAAGUACAUCUACGACUCCAACGGCCUCAAGGGUCUCUACCGGGGUGUGACGCCCCGUAUCGGUCUGGGCAUCUGGCAGACCGUCUGCAUGGUUGCUCUGGGUGACAUGGCCAAAGAGGCAGUUGAAAAACUGACUGGCGAGGCUGUCACUGCGAAGCACUAA
This is a messenger RNA of Penicillium lagena, 945 nucleotides long. RefSeq names its product putative mitochondrial DNA replication protein (Yhm2). The record is from RefSeq and is a predicted model, not a curated record. NCBI's taxonomy places the organism in Eukaryota, Fungi, Ascomycota, Eurotiomycetes, Eurotiales, Aspergillaceae. Gene Ontology annotation, biological process: alpha-ketoglutarate transport; mitochondrial citrate transmembrane transport. The transcript has 6 exons. Bases 1 to 945 code for a protein of 314 amino acids. Gene Ontology annotation, cellular component: mitochondrion. Gene Ontology annotation, molecular function: tricarboxylate secondary active transmembrane transporter activity.